GGAGCCUCCACGUUUCUCCUCUUCUUUCUCUUCUUCCUCUCCUCUCUGCGCUCGUCUUACACCACUCUUUCCAUCCUCUUUCCCUCUUCUCAUUCUGUUUUGCCACCCCUUUCCUCUAUAAUCUCUGCUUUUCAGUUAUCAGCACUGAUCCUUCUCUCCUCCUCCACUCUACUUUUCACUCUAUCCCUCUUCUUCUUUUUGUCCUUUUUUUUUCUCUUCGCAAAUGGAGUGAGAAGGUUUUAUAACACCUGCACUCUCUCCUGUCCUCCUCCCUCCACGUCCCAUGGGAAUCCGUGCAUCUUGCAGACCAGAGCCUCAUGGUCGGAGAGGCGGCUCUCAGCCGGGCCAGGCAGACUCUCCACUCCCAGAGCAGGACGAGGAGAUCCUGGGCUCUGAUGACGACGAGCAGGAGGACCCCAAUGACUACUGCAGGGGUGGAUAUCACCAUGUGAAGAUAGGAGAUCUGUUCCACGGGAGAUACCAUGUGAUCCGUAAACUGGGCUGGGGGCACUUUUCCACUGUGUGGCUGGCCUGGGACAUCCAGGAGAAGCGCUUUGUGGCCAUGAAGGUUGUAAAAAGUGCAGAACAUUACACCGAGACGGCCCUGGAUGAGAUCAAGCUGCUCAAAUCUGUGAGAAACACAGAUCCCAGUGACCCCAGCAGAGAGAAAGUGGUGCAGCUUCUAGACGACUUCAAAAUCUCUGGCAUGAAUGGCACUCAUGUGUGCAUGGUUUUUGAGGUGUUGGGUUAUCACCUACUGAAGUGGAUCAUCAAGUCGAAUUAUCAAGGCCUACCCCUACCCUGUGUUAAAAGCAUCAUACGACAGGUUCUGCAGGGUUUAGACUACCUCCACACUAAGUGUAAGAUCAUCCACACAGACAUCAAACCAGAGAACAUUCUGCUGACCGUCAACGAGCCCUACAUCAAGAAAAUGGCUGCUGAAGCUACGCAGUGGCAGAAGACUGGCGCUGCGCCUCCCUCGGGUUCUGCAGUGAGUACAGCCCCAGCACCCAAACCAAUGGCCAAAAUGUCAAAGAACAAAAAGAAGAAGAUGAAGAAGAAGCAGAGGAAGCAGGCAGAGAUGCUGGAGAAGAGGAUCCAGGAGAUGGAGGGAGGAGCAGCUGAAGGAGAAGAGGAGGAUGAUGAGGAGACUACAACAGAAGCCACCGAAGAUACGACUUCCUCAGCUACCCUCUCUAUGUCUGCCACGCUGCAAGACAUUGCUAACCAUACUGUCACAGAAUCGAGUCCUGACGAGCAGCCCCAGCAGAUACCGGAGGUAAAUGAGCGAAGAGAGAAUGCGACCAAGGAGGGGAGCGGGAUGGAGGUUAACUGUAACGGCCACGCUUCCACAGCCGAGAGUGAUACCAGUCAAGAAGUACAAGGAACCAAACAGUCAACGGAGGAACAGGAGGACCAACAGAAUGCAAACCAAGCAGAAAGUAACACAGAGACCCAGGACACGUUAAAUAACAAAGAAGAGCAUCAGACCUGCAACGGUUCACCCCAGGACCCUGACCUGCAGCAGCUCCCUGCCUCUCUCAGCCCAGACUCUGUCACUGUAGAGCUGAAGGAAGGCGACGAGGAGGAGGAGGAGGAGAAAAAGGAGGAGGAGAUGGACACUCAGGGCGAAGAGACCAAAAGAGAGGAGGGAGAAGAAGACAGCCAGGAUGGAGCGUCAGGCAAUAUGUUAGUAAACCCCCUGGAGCCUCUUAACGCUGACAAGCUGCAGGUUAAGAUCGCUGACCUUGGCAACGCCUGCUGGGUGAGCAAACAUUUCACAGAUGACAUCCAGACGCGGCAGUAUCGCUGUCUCGAAGUGCUAACAGGAGCCGGCUACAGUACACCGGCAGACAUCUGGAGCACAGCCUGCAUGGCCUUCGAGCUCGCCACUGGAGAUUAUCUGUUUGAGCCCCACUCUGGAGAAGACUACUCCAGAGAUGAAGAUCACAUAGCGCUCAUCAUCGAGCUGCUUGGUAAAGUUCCUCGGAAGCUGAUCUUGGCUGGCAAAUACUCCAAGGAGUUUUUCACCAAGAAAGGGGACCUGCGUCACAUCACCAAGCUGAAGCCGUGGGGUUUAUUGGACGUGUUGGUAGAAAAGUACGAGUGGUCCAAAGACGAGGCACACACUUUCAGCACCUUCCUGCUGCCCAUGCUGGACCUGGUGCCUGAGAGGAGGGCCACCGCGGCCCAGUGCCUCUCCCACGCAUGGCUCACUUCAUAGAGGCCAGCCGGGCACACCUCCACCUUCCACCUUGUAAAAAGGAAAAAUUAGGUUUGAAGAUCCUGGGCUUGAAAACAUACAGUAAAACAAACACAUUCAUGUCUGAAAGACCCUGUGACUGCAUCGUGCCUGCAUCCUCCUGUCAUGACUCCCAGAUGCUUCCCACACACACACUUUCAUGAAUACAAUAAUAAGAGAGACUGCUGCUGAGUCUUUAUCCUGUUUUGGAUUACACUGGUGAUAGAAUGAACUCCUGGUUUUCUUCCUAUAUUUAUGGCUUCUUUUUUUUACUGGCUGUAAAGGACUUAUCGACCUUGCUCUUGUUGUUGUUUUCCCCCUAGCUCCAGCUCUUUCUCUGCAGCGCAUCAUUUUCUGCAUUUUUAGCUAUAGAUAGCGAACUGUCAGAUUUAAAAGGAGGUUGCACUUGUCUACAUACGCACAAGGCAGCAGGAUGUUAACAGAAACAUAAAGAUUGCCAUCAAAACCACAUACUGUUAUCAUUUAGGUCAUUAAUAAGCCAAAUCUGUGUUUGUUUUACCAGUCGUCAUGUUAGCCGUGCCAGCUUUUACGCCUUUGGCUGUCAAAGUGUGCAAAGUGCUCCGAAUUAAUAAGUGCGUAAUGCUAACAGCCAUGAUGAGAGACUAGUAACGUUGUUUAGUACUGUUAGUUAGCUUUAUGCUAAAACAAACUUUUGUACAUUUAUAAACAUGCAGAACUACAUGAUUAGAAAGCAUACAUUUCAAGCUCUGGAGAGAGACUCGUCAGAAAUCGCUCUAUUUUUCAGGAACACCAAACUGUAAUCUCAGAUUUUUCAAGUGUUAUCUUGUCUUAAUAAAACACACUCGGAUUCCGUUGCCACUUCGUGCACGAGAGGACAUCUUUAUCCUGUUUUAAACCCAUUACCAGUCGAAUGAAAUGUGGAUUUACGUCCAGCGUGCAGUGCACCAAAGAGUUGGCCUUUAGUCUCCCCCUCUCUGCUCUGUAUAUUGAAGACCCAAGCUGAAAGGUUUGAACAAUUUUUUUUACACUUUUUGGAAAUGCCUCGAGGAAUGUACAGUUGAUUUCCAGUUGUAUGAAAACUAAAGCUUUGUUUUAAGUGUUUCCACUGCAAAUGGAGGUUUUGGAUUUGAAAACGAUAGAUUGUACUAAAUGCUGUAAUAAUGCUUUGAAACCAUUUUACUUCUUUUUCUACAAAUUCUCCUCUCCCUAUGUCCAUGUCUCCGCUCUUCAUUUGAUUGUUAAUUUUUUUCUGUAGGAAAUAAAAAUAAACUUUUUUCAAAAUCAAA
Messenger RNA from Cottoperca gobio, 3510 nucleotides. RefSeq names its product SRSF protein kinase 1b (gene srpk1b). Gene Ontology annotation, biological process: regulation of mRNA processing; spliceosomal complex assembly; intracellular signal transduction. Gene Ontology annotation, cellular component: cytoplasm; nucleus. The transcript has 15 exons. Lineage: Eukaryota; Metazoa; Chordata; Actinopteri; Perciformes; Bovichtidae. The record is from RefSeq and is a predicted model, not a curated record. The coding region runs from base 284 to 2224 and encodes 646 amino acids. Gene Ontology annotation, molecular function: protein serine/threonine kinase activity; ATP binding.